Cucurbita maxima (winter squash) is the source of this 1114-nucleotide messenger RNA. RefSeq names its product cellulose synthase A catalytic subunit 3 [UDP-forming]-like. The transcript is spliced from 5 exons. The record is from RefSeq and is a predicted model, not a curated record. Lineage: Eukaryota; Viridiplantae; Streptophyta; Magnoliopsida; Cucurbitales; Cucurbitaceae. Bases 432 to 1094 code for a protein of 220 amino acids.
GAAAAUUGAAGAAUGAAGUUCAUUUGGAUGGUUGUUCUACAGUCCACUGAGCAGGGAGUAUCAGAAAACCCAAUCAAAAUCAGACAUUCAGAUAAGAACAGGAAAAAUGGUGAGAAAAUUUCAAUGAGAAGAAGUAUUUGAAAAGAAAAGAGAAAAGUUUUCACCAAGAACACUGAGGGUGGAUUGGAUUGGAUUGGAUUGGAUCGGAUUGGAUCUGUGUUGUCUCAGCGUCGGUGGCUUUUCUGUAACCUCUGACCCUUGGAAUUCCUUCGAUCUUCUUCUUCGACCAUCACAUCAUUUUUUUAACGAAUCCUCUGGAUCUCCAUUUUUCUCCUUCGAGAUUGAGUUUCCAUGAAGUAAACUCGAGUUGUUCCUUGUUCCUUGCUUGUUUUGCUUAGGAUCGAGGAGGAUCUUCGAUUCAACCAGCACCCAUGGAGGUCGAUCCAAAUUCUGGGAAAUCGUCGAAACAGAUUGGGGGCGGCCAGGUUUGUCAGAUCUGCAGCGAUUCCGUCGGCACGACGGCUGACGGCGAGCCGUUUGUUGCGUGUGAUGUUUGUGCGUUUCCGGUUUGCCGUCCCUGUUACGAGUACGAGAGGAAAGACGGGAAUCAGUCUUGCCCUCAAUGCAAGACCAAAUACAAGUGGCAUAAAGGAAGUCCUCCGGUUCAUGGAGAGGCAGUGGAAGAUGGUGAUGGUAAUGGAACGGAAGGGGCGCAAGAAAGGCAUCAUAAGAAGCCAGAGCGCACGCUUAGCUGGGAUACCAAUUAUGAUAAGGAAGGAUCGUUUAAUCACAUUCCUUUGCUCACCACUGGACGAUCUGUUUCUGGAGAACUGUCUGCUGCAUCUCCAGAGAGGCUCUCCAUGGCAUCGCCUGAAAGUGGGAGUCGCGCUAACUAUAGAAUCAUGGAUCAAUCGAGAGACUCGGGAUCGGCUAGGUUUGGCAAUGUAGCUUGGAAAGAGAGGAUAGAUAGUUGGAAGGUGAAGCAGGACAAGAGUGUGCCGCCGAUGAGUGUUAGUCAUGCUCCUUCGGAAGGGAGGGGUGGUGCUGAUUUUGAUGCUAGCACUGAUGUCAUGAUCGAUGAUUCUUUACUGUAAGUGCUUCACUUUGUCUCUUG